This is a messenger RNA of Gryllus bimaculatus (two-spotted cricket), 1671 nucleotides long. Lineage: Eukaryota; Metazoa; Arthropoda; Insecta; Orthoptera; Gryllidae. The record is from the annotation of a GenBank genome assembly.
AUGGCCCGACUUUUCGCGACAGGAGAAAAAGUAUUUGCAAAAUUGCGAGGUUACCCUGCGUGGCCCGCUCGAGUCGAGGGCCUAGCAGACUCCAGCCCUAACAACAUGAAAUAUCAUGUUUUAUUUUAUGGAACAAUGCAAAGGGGCAUUUGUAAAAAUCAAGAAUUAUUCCCGUAUUUGGAGCACAAGGACAAAUUCGGGAAGUUGUCAAGAGCUAAAGGUUUUAAAGAAGCAUUAGAUCAAAUUGAAGGACUUGCCCCAGUACCAGAAUUGGUUCCCAAAAUUGUGGAUGAGAAGUACAGGAAUGGCUUUAAUAAUCAAACAAGCAAAACACUUCUAAACGAGAGUCAUACAAGCAACAAUAUAGAUGCUUCUACCUCUAAAAGAAAUAAAAUUUCAAAAAAGAAAGAGAAUAAAAAAGCAGAUAUUCAAUCAUGUGCAGUAAAUAAUAGUAAUGAAGUUCAAAAUUAUUCAUCUAAACCUCCAAAAAAACGUAUAAAACAAAAUAUAAGGAAAUCAUCAAACCAGAAGCAAAAUUUUGAAACUAAUAAUAGUGUCUUUCCACCGAAUACAGAUAAUAAUGACAGGAGUGCAAAUGGUCUUGAAAUGCAAAGUGACAGUCGAGAACUUCCAUUGAAAACCAAACAGAAACAGCAAAAGAAUGCAGCAAGUUGUAAAGAGAUCAAGUUAUCUUCCAAUCUGAAUUGCUCACAGAAAGGCCAUAAGCUUAACAAGCGUAGUGAUAUUUCUUCUGAGCCAGGUAGCAGCACUCAAGAUUCUGAUGAGCGGUUGCAAUUAUCUUUGCCAAGUAGAUCUGUUAGUCGAUCUGGUCGUGUUAUCAAGAGAAAAGCGUUUCAUGAUGAGACUCAAGAUGUAAUUCCAAAGAGGAAGAAGGUUCAGGGCUCAAAAGAAAAUGUAUGUAGCCCAUCGAGUCAACAAAAUCAGAAACGUAGAAUACAGAGUUGUCAUGGUCAGAAUAUCCAGAGUCUAUCCAGUCCACUAUUACAAAAAUUACCAUUUUCAGGAGUCUGUCUCGAAAUGCCAAAACAGAAGAAACAAACAGCACGACGCUGGUUAGCAACAGAAAAUUGUAUGACUAGAUUGGACUCUCUUAUCCGAGCCCAACUUGGCAUGACCCGAGCAAAUCCUGAGCAGUGCAUUAAUUUCCUAGAAGACAUGGCUGAACUUGAUCUAAAGCCUUUAAUGCUCAAGAAGCAUCCAGAAGUAGUGGAAACAAUGAAGAGGCUGCGAAGGUAUGUAGGAAAUGCAGGAGCUUGGAAUUUUACAGAAGAACAGAAGAAGGCUUUUGAAGAACUAGCUCUGCAAAUCAGGCUAAAAGCAGAACACAUAUUUCAAAAAUUUAAAGUCAUGUUUUCAGUUCCUGAGAAUUGCUCAUUCUUAGAAGUAUUUGCAGAUAGCGUUGUUGAAUUCCAAACAACAACACAACAUUGGCCCUUGGCAAAAAUUUAUGCCCUUGUGGCAGAGCCCAAAAUAAAAGUUACAAAGCGCUCGAAAUCUUCCAAUCUAUCAAAAUUGUCCAAAUCACCUAAGCAGUCCAAAUCGCUUCAACAAAAAUCAUCCAAAAUUCAGGCCAAGAGUAGAAAACAACCUACAAAGUCCAAGGGACGCACCACCAAAAACACUAAGAGCACAAAGACAGUAACAAAGUAG